GAUAUGCUGCAGCCCUCCUCCGGCGCCGACGGGGUCCUGCCGGGGUAGUGGUCCCGCCGUGCCUCUCCCAGCCCCGCCGUCUGCGGGGGCGGCGGCCGCGGAGGGAUGGAGCCGGCCGGCCCCUGCCAGGCGCUGCUGCUCCCCGCUAACGACUCUUACCACGGCCGAAACUGCAGCGCCGAGGAAGGAAUCUACCAAGAUGCCACCCCCCUGUCCUGGAAGAUCGUGCUCACCGUCGUCCUGGCGCUCGUCACCCUGGCCACGGUGCUCUCCAACGCUUUUGUCAUCGCCACGGUCUACCAGACGAGGAAACUCCACACGCCGGCCAACUAUCUCAUCGCCUCGCUGGCCGUGACCGACCUCCUCGUCUCCAUCCUCGUCAUGCCCAUCAGCACCAUGUACACUGUGACAGGCAAGUGGACUCUGGGCCAGAUCGUCUGCGAUAUCUGGCUGUCCUCGGACAUCACCUGUUGCACGGCGUCCAUCCUGCACCUCUGUGUCAUCGCCCUGGACCGCUACUGGGCGAUCACCGACGCCGUCGAGUACUCCACGAAACGGACUCCCAAGCGGGCAGCGGUCAUGAUCGCUCUAGUAUGGGUCUUCUCCAUCUGCAUCUCCAUGCCCCCUUUGUUUUGGCGGCAGGCGAAGGCCGAGAAAGUCUCUAACUGUGUGGUGAACACGGACCACGUCCUCUACACCGUGUACUCCACGGUGGGAGCCUUCUACUUCCCCACUCUGCUGCUGAUAGCUCUCUAUGGGAGGAUCUACGUGGAAGCCAGAUCGCGGAUUUUGAAGCAGACGCCAAAGAAAGCAGGUAAAAGGCUCACGCGGGCUCAGUUAAUCACAGACUCCCCGGGGUCGUCCUCCUCCGUCACGUCCAUAAACUCCAAGGCGCCCGAGGGAUCCAGCGAAACGAGCUCUCCCGUGUACAUGAACCAGGUGAAGGUGAAGGUCUCGGAUGCCCUGCUGGAAAAAAAGAAGCUCACGGCCGCUAGAGAGCGGAAAGCUACAAAGACUUUAGGGAUUAUUCUAGGAGCCUUCAUCGUCUGUUGGCUGCCCUUUUUCAUCAUCAGCCUGGUGUUGCCUAUUUGCAAGGACGCUUGCUGGUUCCACAUGGCCAUCUUUGACUUUUUCACGUGGCUUGGAUAUCUCAACUCCCUCAUCAACCCCGUCAUCUAUACUAUGUCUAACGAAGACUUCAAACAAGCUUUCCACAAACUCAUACGUUUCCGAUGCACAAGCUGAAAAUUUGGAAUGCGAUGUGUUCUCCGGGGCUGCCCCCAUUCACGCCAGUGCUCGACGCCACAGAAUCAAGUUGCUAUUGUAAAGACCCACUGCUUGAAACUUCCCCAAGCCCAGUUGCCAGACUCAUGAUGCUGCAAAAACGUCAAUACAUACUGCCACCAAACUGCUCAGCUCUGCAUUUCAGUGUAAUGACUCUGGCAGAGAUGCUGUUCCAAUAGUCACGCAGAUCAGUUGCAAAAAAAAAAAGAAAAAAAAAAAAAAAGAGGGCAGCCUCGAAUCAAGGUCUAUAAUUCAUCUGGACUGAAGAAAAAGUUUGAGAGUAAACUCCAUUUAUUUUGCAGGCUUAACUUCUUAAUUUGUUCUCUGGCCGGUUGUAGGGGUGUGCACAAGAGCACAGUUGUCUCUGUCUGUGUUGGUAGCAUAGUUGAACUUCUGCACACCUGUAAUUUCUUUCUUUCAGUGGAAAGAGUUGCUCCCUUCACUUACGAGGCCAAGAGGAGAAAAAAAAGCUGCGUUUAAAGUAGGAGCAUUGCAGUAAAUUCUGUAAAUGACUCCUUCAGCUGAACAUGUGUGAGAAGUGACAGUGUGCAAAAGUUGUAUUUGUAUUUCAAAACAAUAGCAAAUGCUGUAGAAACAAGAGCUGUAGACCUGUUCAACUGCACUGCAUAUCUAUAGUCUGUCUUCAUAGUUGCCUUUAUUAAGUAAAUACUUCUUGCUUCUACUCCAUAACUCUAGAGCAGAAAACAAGAAGUCCAAUGACCUUUUCCAUGAACCAGCUGGGAACAGAAGUAGCAGUUUGAUGUUGUAACCAUGUGUCCCAUUUUGUGUCAGUUGCACACCCUUACCGCAUGAACCACUGCGAAAUUUAGAAUUCUCUAAGUAAUUACGUUAUUGAGUGUAUUUUGUAAAGAAGUGAAGCAGUUUGCUCUUUCAGAAGAGCUAUAUCACCUGCAAAAAAAAUACCCAUGAAUCAUGAAUGAACUGAUGUUAGUGAAAUUACUCUCCUCCAUACUUCCCCCCUAUUUUUUUUUCUUUUUUUUUUUCCUCCUCCCCCAUGGUCAGACCUUAAGAUAAGUCUACACAUAUUCAGCAGUCAAAGUUUCAGGAUAUGGUCCACCUGCUGUGAUAGAACUGCAUUGAUUGUUUCUCCUAUGUGUAAAUGAAAAUGAGCAUAAACAAUAAAAUGCUUUACUGUGUUCUCAA
Molecule: messenger RNA, 2448 nt
Organism: Apus apus (common swift)
Lineage: Eukaryota; Metazoa; Chordata; Aves; Apodiformes; Apodidae
Gene: HTR1B
Product: 5-hydroxytryptamine receptor 1B
Exons: 2
Coding region: 106-1245 (379 amino acids)
Biological process (GO): regulation of behavior; chemical synaptic transmission; vasoconstriction
Cellular component (GO): plasma membrane
Molecular function (GO): G protein-coupled serotonin receptor activity
Source: RefSeq, a predicted model, not a curated record